This is a messenger RNA of Ictidomys tridecemlineatus (thirteen-lined ground squirrel), 1343 nucleotides long. The record is from RefSeq and is a predicted model, not a curated record. Lineage: Eukaryota; Metazoa; Chordata; Mammalia; Rodentia; Sciuridae.
CAUUGUGUUAAACUUCAUAGGUGGCUGGGAUUGUUGGCAGAGCUGACGUGUUAGCGUGUCUCCUGUUCCUGUUGGCGUUCCUCUCCUACAAUAGGAGUCUGGAUCAGUGUUGUGCUGGGGAAUGUUUCCCUCUCACGGCUUCUCCCUUCUUCUUGCUGCUCAGUUUGUUUCUGGGGACCUGUGCAAUGCUGGUGAAAGAGACGGGAAUCACCGUGUUUGGAGUGUGCUUGGUUUAUGACCUCUUCUCCCUCUCCCACAACCAUACAUGACGAGCAACGGGGUCAUCCAUCAGCAUGGCCUACAGCAGCCUGGGAGCCCCCAGCCCUCCUCACUGGCAGCCCACUCCCACCGGGAGAACGGGAAGCAGCGGUUCCCUCACAAGGGAGUGUGGGGUGGCUGCCAUUCCUCACUUCCACCAGCACCCAAGAGCAGUGGAUUCCCGGUGUCACCGCGAGCUGUGUGGUCCCUGAUGAGAUACACAGCAGUGCACUCUACCUAUGUUUUUCGCUGUUCUUCUCUUGGCGGCCACCCUCCACAUUGUGCAUUCCUCUCUUUGUUCAACUUGUUUUGGAGAGAUUAACUCGAGGAGUCAAAACUAGUGAACUCCGUACGAUGUGUCUUCAGGUUGCAAUUGCUGCCUUGUACUAUAACCCUGAUUUGCUGCUACAUACUUUCGAGUGAAUUCAGUUGCCUCACAACCCUGGACCUAUCACUGUACAGUUUAUAAACCAGUGGAUGAACGAUACAGAUUAUUUUCUUGGGCAUCAUGAUCGGAAGAUGUGUAUAAUAGGACUGAGUAUCCUUUUUGAAUUGCAAAAUCGACCUCCUGCAGUAGAAGCUGUGGUGGGACAGAUUGUCCCUUCAAUACUUUUCCUUUUCCUUGGCCUAAAGCAGGUCUGUGCCAGUAGGCAACUGGUAAACCGGGAAGAUCGCUCAAAAGCAGAGAAAGUUGACAUAGAAGAAAAUGGUAAAGUCUUAUAUGGUGCUAGAAUUGAUUGUGAUUUGAGCAUUGUUUUCUUUGACUUUUAGUCUGUUUGGCUUCAUUAAACAGAUUUACAUUCUUUGGCUUGCUGAACAUUUGACAAAUCUCUUGGACUUGAUUGACUUGUUAAUUGUAUCAUGUGGGAUAACAGAUUUGUGUACUUCUUGAAACUGUAAACUGAACUAUUUUUAAACCUGAGCCUAAUGGAUGUUUUUAUACCUGGUAAAUGUAUUUGUAACAUAUGGUCUUGCUACACAUUAACAACUUAGUAUUUUAUUUUCUUGUUAAUGCUAAUAGACUAAUUGAAGGCAGCAGCCAUGAAUUAAAUGAAACACUAGAUUAAGAACAGUGGAGAUUGAUU